AUGCGUGCCACAUUCAUCGGGUUGGCGGGCUCUCUGGUUCCGCUGGCGCUGACGCAACGUCUUGACAAACCUCCGCUUGAGACCGGUUUGGACUAUCUUCAGAAGGGACUUCUGGAGUAUUUGGGCCCAGUGAAGAGCUCAUACAAAAAGUGGACCCCUGGCUGGAUCCCUUCCGACUGCAAGACCAUGACGGUGAACGCCAACCUGUCUGUGGCUCACGUGGAGACUUUCAGCGUUCAAUACGAAGAUGUAGGUACCAGUGUCAACGUCGCGUUCUCCGAGAUCAGCAAUCAGUGUCCCAACGAUCCUUGGCUUCUGUGCCGGCACAUAGACAGCCCCGAUCCUCUCGAAAAUAUGAUCGACCUCUUCGGCCGCGUUCCAGUGCGAGCGCGUCAGUGGGUCCGCCACAUAGUCAACCUACCUGAUCCUACCAACUUUACUAGCGCCUACAACUGGGCCGGCAACAUUGCAAUGUUCGAAAGCAUCAACCGCGACCUGACCCUCUUCAUCCACGAAACCGGCCACUCCCUCGACCUUCUCGGCGCUUACCCUGACAAUCCCCUCUCUACCUCCAGACAUUGGCACGCGCAAUACGCAAAGGACUCCCACGUGCCGGAUCCUUAUUCGCAGAGUAACAUAUAUGAAGACCUCGCGCAGAACACCGUCGUGGCGGCUUACGAUUUGAACGUUCCCGGUGGAAUCGGCGUCGUCGAGCCUAAGUGGCGUGAUGUGUUGCAUCAGUUUGAUACGAUCGAGGUAGAGCAGAGGAAGGCGGGGGGAUUUGCUGGUGAGAGGGGGAGUGUGCACGAAGCGUUUGAACAAUAG
Letharia lupina is the source of this 825-nucleotide messenger RNA. RefSeq lists its product as uncharacterized. The transcript has 3 exons. Bases 1 to 825 code for a protein of 274 amino acids. Lineage: Eukaryota; Fungi; Ascomycota; Lecanoromycetes; Lecanorales; Parmeliaceae. The record is from RefSeq and is a predicted model, not a curated record.